Molecule: messenger RNA, 1360 nt
Organism: Dimorphilus gyrociliatus
Lineage: Eukaryota; Metazoa; Annelida; Polychaeta; Dinophilidae
Source: the annotation of a GenBank genome assembly
AAUAGUAAUGCUGUAUUUCACCAAUAGAUGUGUCUUAUAAUAUCGCAAAAUUUUCAUUUAUUGCGGAAAAUCUGGAAAUUCUAUAUGAUUUAUUUAGUAAAUUGAAAUUAUUAACAAAACAAAUGGAACAACCUAAUUAUUCAACUGACAUUGAGAAACAUGAGCAAUGGAUAUCACAGUUAAUUUCAGAUUUAAAUUGGGAUAGAAAGACUCUACUGGAAAAAGACAAAUUCACUUGUUGUUCAAACGAAAAAGGGCAUAGAAUGCCAGAUAAAAGCCUUAAGAAACACGAAAAUUAUUGCCUCAUUCGGGAAAAAGGUUAUACAGACAGUGAAAUUGACGAAUUAGCAUCGGCUGAAUCCAAAUUUGAUGAUUUUCAACCGCAAAGAAUCCCAAUAGGUUUGAGUAAUAAAAUUGGUAAAAUACUUUACUGUUCAAUUUCCUUAAUUUUAGAUUAUACUGAAGUUAUUAGGAUCAUAAAAGAGCAUCAACCUGGUGAGUUCAAUUUAUAUAUGAUAAAUUAAUCAUAUAUUAAUUAAUCUAUGAAAUUAAAAAAUUAUCAUUUUUAGAUGAAAUUUGUUAACUAUUGAUUAUUUUUGCAGUGAGAGCUGUAAAUUCGUCGAAAUUCGUGCUUUUGUAUCCUUUGUAUAUACCGUUUAUAAUUAAUUCCAUUUUCUAUUGACUUUUUAUGAUAUAUACUUUAAAGAAAGAAAUUUGAUACAAUGAAAACCGAUCAAUCUUAUAUUAUUUUAUUAUACAUCAUUACAGGUUUGGAUAUUACGUUGGGGAAUAUAAAACAAUUCUUAAGACCACCUGGAAAUGAAAUUGACACUGCUUUGUCUCAAUCCACUCAACUCGCACUUUACGAUUAUUUUAUGUCUUUGACAGAAAAGAACGAAACGCCUGUUCUCGAAUUCAAUCAAAAUGAUGGAAGUAAAAAGAAGAAAGAAAAAUCAGAAUUAGAAAUUCUAGCUGAACUGCGAGAUGCAAAGAGAAGAAGGCAGUCGUAUAAAGGAAAAAGCACACAUACGGGAUCUAAAAAUUACAGUGAAAUCAUUAGAGAAGUAAUCGCAAAUCAGAUGGAAUUAGUACAGCAUGAAUGGGAAGCGUCAUUACCUGAAAAAGAGCAUAAAACAUCUAGUCGCUAUUCAUUCGAGAAAAAGAGAAAACAUAGCAAGACUAGCGAUUUCAGAAGAGAUUAUUAUUCGAAGAGAAGAAGAUAGCUUUUAUGAUAAUUGUUUAUCUACAUGAGCAAUUAAAACUAUUUUUACUUAUCUUUAACUACAUUUUUAACUCGCGUUUUUUUUUCUUUUUUUAAUAAAAAAGCAAAUAAGACUUUUUGGGUUGGACGUAUUUUUUU